AUGUCUGAUUGCCAGCGGAAGCCGAUUAUUACCAAGGAGGCUCCCGGCCCCUAUCCUCCACUGUCACAGGCUAUGGUUCACGGCGGCUUCGUCUUCUGCUCCGGGUCAAUCGGCAUGAACCCCCAGACAAACUCGAUUGUCGAGGGAACCAUUGCGGAUAGAACUACGCAGGCUCUCACCAACCUCGGCAAAGUAUCCUGA
Colletotrichum aenigma is the source of this 201-nucleotide messenger RNA. It is a transcript of the gene RIDA, whose product is annotated as 2-iminobutanoate/2-iminopropanoate deaminase. NCBI's taxonomy places the organism in Eukaryota, Fungi, Ascomycota, Sordariomycetes, Glomerellales, Glomerellaceae. The transcript is spliced from 3 exons. The record is from RefSeq and is a predicted model, not a curated record. Bases 1 to 201 code for a protein of 66 amino acids.